AUGGAAGACCAGAAAACUGGAUUGAAAGUGAAUAUGGACACGAUUAGGCGUUCUGGAAGAAUUGUAGGUAGAGAGCACGGACUGGAGGGGGGUGUGCCCAAACAGUUACGGGCAGUAUUUAUAACUUCAAGUGUCUAUAAGUAUGAGGCAUUCAGAGAAUUUCUAAAUGCACCUGUGGAGCUUGUUGUGCUAGACAUAAAAGAAAUUCAGGGAAGUAAGGAGGAGAUAAUCAUGGACAAACUUCAAAAGGUAAGCCAUCUUGUCACUGAAUCUACCAUUACCUUUAUUGACGACACCAGCAUUCACAUGAGUGGACUAGGAGGAUUCCCAGGGCAAUAUGCAAAAGACUUUCUCAAGAUUGGUGCCUCGAGGAUACUUGAGAUUGCCUCGAAGGUAGGAAGAGAAUGUUUGUACUCUACGAUUAUUGGGGUGAUGAGGAUGGAAGAGGGGAAGAUUGUGACCAAGAUAUUCACUGGGGAAGUGCGAGGAGACAUUAUCCAAAGGAGCGAAGGGGAGCCUAAGACAUUUAGUGAUAUUUUUGUUCCUAAGGAAGAGGAAUAUGAUGGAAUACCUCAUGGGAUGGAAGGAAUCAAGAUAGGAAGAUACAAAGCCGUUGAGAAGGUCAAGAGGUAUCUGGGAGAGAUUGGGGUAUAUGAACAGCUAUUUUCCAAUUAA
Encephalitozoon romaleae SJ-2008 is the source of this 675-nucleotide messenger RNA. RefSeq names its product Ham1 nucleotide triphosphosphatase. The coding region runs from base 1 to 675 and encodes 224 amino acids. Gene Ontology annotation, molecular function: nucleoside triphosphate diphosphatase activity. Lineage: Eukaryota; Fungi; Microsporidia; Unikaryonidae. The record is from RefSeq and is a predicted model, not a curated record. The transcript has a single exon. Gene Ontology annotation, biological process: nucleoside triphosphate catabolic process. Gene Ontology annotation, cellular component: cytoplasm.